UUGUUUUUUUUUAAUGUUUCUCCUCCUUCCCCACCCCCCAUGAUCCCGUCCUCCGGCUACUGCGGCUGCGCAAAGAGCUUGCGGUCCUUUCGACCUCUACAGCCGUACUUCGCUUAGGCGGAAAGCCGCCCGGCGCCGCUGCUGCCGCUACCAUCCCCGAGCUACCAGGACCCCGGAUCCUUAGGAGCUGCAGAGCUCCCGUGGCCCCCCUGCUCUCCCAGCAGCGCAGCGUUUAGCAGCAACCAUGUUCGCGUGCAUCAAGCUCGCCGCCGGCUCCCCCGCAUUGAUGCGUACUGGAUCAAGGAUCCUAUACAGACCAAUUUCUGCAUCGAUGUUGUCUAGGCCGGAAGUCAGGACUGGAGAGGGCAAUACUACUUUCCUUACAGGUUCUCAUAAUGCUGGCAAUCAACUAGCACUAAGGGAGUUCCAAACUAGUGCUCUCAACAGGGACAUUGACACCGCUGCCAAAUUUAUUGGUGCAGGUGCAGCCACAGUAGGAGUGGCUGGUUCUGGUGCUGGUAUUGGAACUGUCUUUGGGAGUCUAAUCAUUGGUUAUGCCAGGAAUCCUUCUCUGAAACAGCAGCUAUUCUCCUAUGCUAUUCUGGGAUUUGCCCUGUCCGAAGCCAUGGGUCUCUUCUGUCUCAUGGUUGCAUUCUUAAUUCUGUUUGCCAUGUGAAGAGAUUUGUUUCCAGUGUUGGCACUAAUGAACUACAAUGUGAUUCUGUGAACGUGAGCUUGGAAAAUGUUUAUCAUGGAAAUGUAUGCUACUUCCAAAGCAGCUUAAUUAAAGAUGGUAACAAGUUUAAACUUA
Pantherophis guttatus is the source of this 811-nucleotide messenger RNA. It is a transcript of the gene ATP5MC3, whose product is annotated as ATP synthase membrane subunit c locus 3. Lineage: Eukaryota; Metazoa; Chordata; Lepidosauria; Squamata; Colubridae. The record is from RefSeq and is a predicted model, not a curated record. Gene Ontology annotation, molecular function: proton transmembrane transporter activity. Gene Ontology annotation, biological process: proton transmembrane transport; proton motive force-driven ATP synthesis.